AUGAAGUUCCCUUAUCUGAUGAUAACUCUAAUCUUCACCUUGGCCGCAGUCCUCAUUACUCGGCCCGCAGCCUCUUGCCCUUCGGGAGGAGGCGGCCAGCCCCCUGCCCCGUCCUCUUUCGACCUGAACGGAUUCCAGAAGUGCCUCCUCAGCCAUUCCGGCGGGCAUAAACCCGGCUUCACCCUCCCUUCCGACCCGUCUUUCAUUUCCCUCCUCGACUCCACCAUCGAGAACACCAAGGGCCUUCUCCCCAACGUCCCCAAGCCCGCCGCCAUCAUCACCCCUUACACCGAGACCGACGCCGCAAAGGCCGUCCACUGCGCCUCUACACACGGAGUCUCCCUCCGCGUCCGCAGCGGUGGCCACGACUACGAGGACCUCUCCUACACCUCCUUCAUGGGCCUCCCCUUCGCCGUCCUCGACCUCCAGAAUCUACGUAAUGUCACCGUCGACGUGGCCUCGCAGACCGCGUGGGUCCAGGCGGGGGCCACCGUCGGCGAGCUCUACUACCACGCGGCCACCGAAAGCGGCGGGACCCUCGGCUUCCCCGCCGGCAUCUGCACCACCAUCGGAGUCGCCGGAAACUUCCUCGGCGGCGGCUACGGGAUGAUGAUGCGUGCGUACGGCCUCGCGGCCAACAACGUGCUCGACGCCCGGCUUGUCACGGCCGACGGCAAUCUCCUCUCCCGCAAGUCGAUGGGCGAGGACGUCUUCUGGGCCCUCCGCGGCGGGGGCGGGGGAAGCUUCGGGGUCGUGCUCGCUUGGAAGGUACAACUCGUCGAAGUGCCCCCGAAGGUCACCGUGUUCAGCGCCAUCAAGAUUCUCGACAAUUCAGGGGGAAGCAAAGGGUUCGACGUCGGCGCGCUGUACAAGUGGCAGAAAGUCGCCCCGGUUGUCAACGACACGAAACUCUUCAUGAGGGUCAUAAUGCAGCCGGCCGGGCCGACUUCGGUGGUGACGAUCUACAGCGCCAUGUACCUCGGGAAUAAGGCCGACGCGGCCCGGCUGAUGAGGAAUAAAUUCCGCGAGCUGGGGUUGAGGGACGCGGACUACACGGAGAUGAGCUGGAUCGAGUCCGUGUUGGCGAUCGGUGGAUUCAACGUGAGCACGACGAAGCCCGAUUACCUGCUCAAGAGGAUUGGCGCGUGGCAGCUCAGUUUCAAGGCAAAGUCGGAUAUGGUGCUGGCCCCCAUCCCGAAACCAGGGCUGAGGAAGCUGUGCCAAGCCGUGACGCAGCAAAGCAUGUCGAUGGUGAUUCUGACGCCUUACGGGGGAAAAAUGAAGGAGAUUGCCGAUGACGCGACUCCUUUUCCGCACUGCGACGCGCUGUUCAUGGCGCAGUACGUGGGGCAGUGGGCAACGGAAGGCCAGACCCUCCAGAUGGAGGCCCAGAACAAAAAAUGGGUGAGCGGGGUUUAUGACAUGAUGGCCCCUUACGUGUCGAGUAAUCCGAGAAGGGCGUACGUGAACUACAGGGAUCUCGAUCUGGGGAAGGAUGACAACAGCUGCCCCAACUGCAGCUGCCCCAACAUUUGGGGAUACAAGUACUUCAACAACAACUUCAUGAGGCUCGUGGACGUGAAAACGAAGGUCGAUCCCAAGAAUUUCUUCUUUCAUGAACAGAGCAUCCCCACUCAUUCGACGCUCAACAACUGCAUUAACUUGGUGUCGUAA
This is a messenger RNA of Striga asiatica, 1674 nucleotides long. NCBI's taxonomy places the organism in Eukaryota, Viridiplantae, Streptophyta, Magnoliopsida, Lamiales, Orobanchaceae. The record is from the annotation of a GenBank genome assembly.